Molecule: messenger RNA, 891 nt
Organism: Triticum turgidum subsp. durum (durum wheat)
Lineage: Eukaryota; Viridiplantae; Streptophyta; Magnoliopsida; Poales; Poaceae
Source: the annotation of a GenBank genome assembly
AUGGGGAGGCAGCCGUGCUGCGACAAGGUGGGGCUGAAGAAGGGGCCGUGGACGGCGGAGGAGGACCAGAAGCUCGUCGGCUUCCUCCUCACCCACGGCCACUACUGCUGGCGCGUCGUCCCCAAGCUCGCAGGGCUGCUGAGGUGCGGGAAGAGCUGCAGGCUGAGGUGGACCAACUACCUGAGGCCCGACCUCAAGCGGGGGCUCCUCUCCGACGAGGAGCAGCAGCUCGUCAUCGACCUGCACGCGCAGCUCGGCAACAGGUGCGUGUCUAGUGUAGCUCGAGUUUUAAUUUGGAGUCUCAGUCUCCUGCGGUGGCCGGCGGCGCUCAUGGACCAUGCCCGUGGUGAUGCGCGCAGGUGGUCCAAGAUCGCGGCGCAGCUGCCCGGGAGGACGGACAACGAGAUCAAGAACCACUGGAACACCCACAUCAAGAAGAAGCUCCGCAAGAUGGGCAUCGACCCCGUCACCCACCGCCCGCUGGAUCAAGUGCCCCCUCGUCCCGCGCAACAGCCGCCGCCGCCGCCGCCGACCACCACCGCGUGGCAGCAGCAGGACGGCGCCGAGCACUGCCAGCAAGUGGAGGAUGAGGACGUGAAGGCGGUCCCGCUGAUCCAGCCGCACGAGGUCACGGCGCCACCGCCCACCGCAAGCAGCAAUUGCUCUGUUUCCCCUGCCUCGGUCGUCUCGCCGUCCUGCUCCUCGUCCGCGGCGUCCGGUCUGGAGGCGGCGGAGUGGCCGGAGCCAAUGUACCUCCUCGGCAUGGAUGGCAUCAUGGACGUUGGCUCGGGCUGGGACGCCGGCUUCGUCGUCCCCGGCGGCCUCAGCGUCGACCCGUUCGACCACUACUACCCGGACCCUGCAGGCUUCGAUCAAGAAGCCUGGCUGUAA